Messenger RNA from Sinocyclocheilus rhinocerous, 5161 nucleotides. It is a transcript of the gene c3a.5, whose product is annotated as complement C3a, tandem duplicate 5. The transcript is spliced from 41 exons. Gene Ontology annotation, molecular function: protein binding; endopeptidase inhibitor activity. Gene Ontology annotation, cellular component: extracellular region. The record is from RefSeq and is a predicted model, not a curated record. The coding region runs from base 1 to 4947 and encodes 1648 amino acids. Lineage: Eukaryota; Metazoa; Chordata; Actinopteri; Cypriniformes; Cyprinidae.
AUGACGAACACGAUGCAUGUGGACAUAGUGACGCUGACUGCCGUCGUUCUUUGCUUCCCUUUGCUCACAAUAUGCGCCCCACUGUAUGUUCUGUCGGCUCCUAAUAUGCUGAGGGUGGGUUCCUCAGAGAACCUGUUUGUGGAGGCUCAGGAUUACACUGGAGGAGACCUGAACGUGAGGAUCAUAGUAAAGAAUCAUCCGAAGAAGAACCUGGAUAUACUGUCUAAAUCAGUGACACUGACUGCAGCCAACAAUUUCCAGAUCCUUAACGAUAUAAAGAUCCCUGAUGAUCAGAAAUUCUUCUCUGACGAUCCUCUGGAGAAGCAGUAUGUGUAUCUACAAGCUCAGUUUCCAUCCGUCACUCUGGAGAAAGUGGUCAUGCUCUCAUUCCAGACUGGAUAUAUAUUUGUCCAAACAGACAAGCCCAUCUACACACCUGCUAGCACAGUUAAUUACAGGAUCUUCUCCUUAACUGCUGAUCAACACCCAUUUGAUGGAAUCUCCAUCUCGGUCGAUAUCAUGAAUCCUCAAGGCAUCACACUGGACAGAGAUCAAUUCCAGCCAAGGCAAGGCAUCAGGACCGAAAACUUUGCAUUACCUGAACUUGCCAGCGCUGGGAUUUGGAAGUUGAUCGCAAAGUACACAAACACACCACAAAAGAACUUCACCACUGAAUUUGAAGUUAUGGAAUAUGUGCUGCCGAGCUUUGAAGUGACCUUAAAUCCACGCAAAUCAUUCUUCUAUGUGAAUGAGCACUCUCUGGCAGUAGACAUAUCAGCUAAGUACCUGUUUGGUAAUAAGGUGAGAGGCACUGCAUUUGUGGUGUUUGGUGUGAUAGACAAUGAGAAGAAGAUCAGCAUUGCUUCUUCACUGCAAAGGGUUCAGAUAAUUGACGGAGAAGGAGAGGCAGCGCUGACAAGACAAAUGAUCACGGCGAACUUCCCAGACAUCCAGCAGCUAGUUGGGAAUUCCCUCUACAUUUCAGCCAGUGUUUUAACAGAAACUGGCAGUGAAAUGGUAGAAGCGCAUAAGAAAGGCAUUCAUAUUGUGACGUCACCGUACACCAUUCUCUUCAAAAGAACACCACACUUCUUCAAACCUGGGAUGCCUUUUGAUGUCUCGGUCUAUGUAACAAAUCCUGACCAAACACCUGCUAAAAAUGUGGAAGUGGAGGUCAAUCCUGGAGGGGUCAAAGGUCGAACAAGAGCCAAUGGCAUCGCGAAAGUUACUGUCAACACUCCGGGAGGAUCUUCCACACUGGAGAUCACCGCAAAGACCAAAGAUCCACAAAUAAGAGAUGAACAGCAGGCAGUGAAGAAGAUGACGGCUCAGGCCUACAUUCCCAAAGGCGGCUCCAACAACUACCUGCACAUCGGCAUUGAUGCUGCAGAGCUUCAGAUUGGUGAUCAAAUGAAAGUCAAUCUGAAUCUAGGAAACAGCCCUGGAGGGAAAAAACAGGAUUUCACCUAUAUGAUCUUGAGUAAAGGUCAGAUUGUUAGAGUGGAAAGGUUUAAGAUGACAGGACAAUCUCUAGUGACUCUGUCUCUGUCUGUAACCAAAGAAAUGGUGCCGUCCUUCCGCUUUGUGGCUUAUUACAAUGUGGACUCGUCUGAGGUGGUGUCUGAUUCAGUCUGGGUCGACAUGAAGGACACGUGCAUGGGAACACUCAAAGUCGAGGUGAAGGACCCGACACUAUAUGGCCCAGGAGAUCAGCUCAGCUUGAAAAUCACUGGAGACCCUGGAGCUAAAGUCGGGCUGGUUGCUGUAGAUAAGGGUGUCUAUGUCCUUAACGACAAGAACAGACUGACUCAGACUAAGAUCUGGGACAUCAUAGAGAAGCAUGACACCGGCUGUACAGCAGGAGGUGGGAGGGACAGUAUGGGGGUUUUCACAGAUGCAGGUCUGAUGUUUGAGUCCAACACUGCAGGAGGAACCAACACCAGAACAAAUAUUGAGUGUCCUGUCCCACCUAAGAGAAAACGCCGAGCACAGAGUCUUCUGCAGGUCACCACUACGCUGGCUGGUCAGUACUCUGGUGAUCUGAAGAAGUGCUGUGUGGACGGAUUGCAAGAUAAUAUACUCGGCUACUCCUGUGAACGGCGAGCUUCAUACAUCAUAGAUGAAGAUGAAUGUGUUAAGGCCUUCCUGCACUGCUGCAAGGAGAUGCAACGCCACAAGGCUGACUUCGCAGAGAAAGAGUUUUUUCUGGCCCGCAGUGAAGAAGAUGAUUUUGAUGAGGAACUAGGUGAAGUGAUGGUACGCACACAGUUUCCUGAAAGCUGGCUUUGGGAGGAGAUCGAUCUUCCUCACUGCCCACAAAACCAGUUGUGCGCUGAAACAUCUACCUUAAGAACUGGAAUAUUCCUUAAAGACUCCAUCACAACCUGGCAGAUCACAGCCAUCAGCCUGUCCAAGACCCUUGGAAUGUGUGUGGCUGAUCCUUAUGAGAUCACUGUUAGGAAAGAUUUUUUUAUCGAUCUGAAGAUGCCUUAUUCAGCGGUGCACAAUGAACAACUGGAAAUAAAGGCUGUUCUUCACAAUUACAGCAAUCAGAAGUUGAAAACGGUGCAAAUUAGAUUUAAGACAUCAGAGGGUGUUUGCAGCAGUGCCAGCAAAAAACAGAAAGGCAGGGUAACCGUUUCUGUUGGCCCCAUGUCCUCCGUAGCCAUCCCUGUCAUCAUCAUCCCCAUGGAGCUGAAAGAGCAGUGGAUCGAAGCUGAAGCAUACAGCUCGAAUCGCAAUGACGCAAUUAGAAAGAAUCUGAAGGUGGUGCCUGAAGGUGUGCUAACCGAAGUCCGGGAGAGAAUUGUGGAGAUCAACCCAUCCGAGCAUCCAGGCGGCUCGCAGGUCGUGUCUAUGAGGAGCGACAUCCCACGCCGGAAGGUUCCAAACACACCUGCUUCCACAGUGAUCACAGUGAUAGGUGAGGAGAUAACGCGCACAGUCGAGCAGGCCAUCAGUGGACAUUUUAUGGGUCAGCUCAUUGUCCAGCCCAAUGGAUGUGGAGAGCAGAACAUGAUCUAUAUGACUCUACCUCUCAUUGCCACUCAUUAUCUGGACAGCACAAAGCAGUGGGAGGCUGUUGGCAUGGAGCGCCGUAAUGAAGCCGUCAACCAUAUCAGAACAGGCUAUCAGCGGGAGUUGACCUUCCGUAAAGGUGAUGGGUCAUAUGGUGCCUGGAUACAUGUGCCGAGCAGCACAUGGCUGACAGCAUAUGUGGCUAAAGUGUUCGCGAUGGCCAGUGAUCUGAUUGUCAUAGAGGAGAAUGUGAUCUGCAGCGCCCUCACCUGGCUGGCCACAAAAAAACAGACGUCAGAUGGCGCAUUUAAAGAAGAUGCGCCCGUGUAUCACAGCGAGAUGGUUGGUAAUGUACGCGGGAAAGAUGCCGAUACCUCUCUAACUGCAUUUGUCCUGACUGCAAUGCAAGAGGGGAGCAAGAUCUGUGCUAGAUCUAAUCUUCAGAGCAGUAUGAACAGAGCCAUUGAUUACCUGCUGCUGAGAGUUCACAGCCUGACCAGCACUUAUGCUGUCGCUAUGACUUCUUAUGCUUUAGCCCAUGCUGGAAAACUCAAUAAAGACAUCUUGAAGAGUUAUUCCACUAAAAGCAAAGAUGGAGUAUUUUGGCAAGUUCCUGGGGAGCACCAUCACUCUCUAGAGGCCACAGGUUAUGCCGUGCUUGCCUUGGUGAUGGCAAAGGAUUUCGAGAGCGCUGGACUGGCAGUGCGUUGGCUGGGAAAGCAACAAUCCCGCUAUGGGGGUUACGGCACAACGCAGGCAACGAUCAUGGUCUUCCAAGCCGUGGCUGAGUACCGCAUUCAGGUUAAGAAGGUAGACAUUAAUUUGAACCUGGAGCUCGCUGUGCAGGAGAGAAAAGAGAAAACCAGAAUCGCUAUAAGACCGUCCAACCUUCACCUUUCACGCUCAGACAAGUUUGACAUUACAAGGAAUUUCAAUAUCACAGCUCAAGGGACUGGGGUGGCCAUGCUCUCGGUCUUUUAUGUGUAUUAUGCUCUGCCUGAAGAGAAAGACUACGACUGUAAUGCAUUUGAUCUCAGUGUAAAGAUGGAGAAAGAGUCUGCAGUGUCCUAUGAUGGAGCCUCUGAAAGCUACCAGAUCACCAUUGAAUACAUUUUCAAAGACCCUUUAAGAAGCUCAACCAUGUCUAUUUUGGACAUUGGCCUGCUGACAGGGUUCAAAGUGGAUGAACAUGAUCUUUCAAAGUUAUCCAGUGGUAAGGAUAAGUACAUUCAGAGCUUUGAGUUGAACAAGGAGCUGUCAGAGCGAGGAUCUCUUAUCAUCUACAUAGAUAAGGUUUCUAAUAAAGAGAAGGAAAGGGUUGUCUUCAGAAUGCACAAGAUCAAUGAAGUGGGAAUGCUGCAGCCCGCUGGAGUUACUGUGUACGAGUACAACGCUCCGGAUAAGCGUUGCGUGAAGUUCUACCAUCCUCAUAAGAAAGAUGGAUCGCUGAACAGACUCUGCCAUGAGGACCUGUGCCAGUGUGCUGAAGAGAACUGCAGUUUGCAAAAGAAUGAACACAUAGAUGAGGAGAAUCGUGAAGAAAAGGCCUGUGAACGUGAAGUGGAAUACGUUUAUAAAACCAGGGUGUUGGAAAUGGGCUUGUCAUUGCAUGCGGACAUCUAUAACAUGACAAUUGAGCAAGUGCUGAAGGAAGGCUCUGAUACAGAUGUGGAAGGAAGUAUGAGAUCGUUCUUGGCUCAUCCUUUCUGUAGAGAUUUUCUGAAAUUUGAAAAAGGCAAGACGUACCUGAUCAUGGGCCAAACCAAAACCCUUCCAAGGAUUGGCGGAAAGUUGAGGUACCACUUGGGCGAGGACACCUGGAUUGAAUAUUGGCCAACAGAAAAGGAGGCCCAGACAUCAAAACAUCGAGCAAAGUAUAUUGGCAUCACCGCACUGGCCAAGAAGCUUCAAUCUGGAUGCUCCACUUAAAGAUUUUCAUGAGCUUAAAAUUCAUUUACUGUUCUAUACCAUCCUUACAGCCACAACUUUGCUUUUAAUUAUAGUAUGUUGUCAGAUAAAUAUUUGCUUACUUUUUGUUUUAAGGUUCAUGCAGUAUGCUCAAUUCACUUAAAUGAGUUCAACCUAAGGUCUGUCAAGUGAAAUAUAAUAAUUUCAAGCCAUUUGUCAAAUAAAAUUUGCAAAC